GCCCGAGUCACCAAUGAACGAGUUCGAGUUGGCGCGGGUCGAGUCGCUGUUGUGAGUCUUCGAGAGAAUUGUCGACGCUGGGUACGCAAUUGUUAUCUCAUUGUGGGGAAGGAGACGCAUUAAACUAAUCGCGAAUUGUUGUCUGGUCAUGGCCACGAUGCCGGCAAUCUUCACCAGGUGAUCGUACUCGGAUAUAAAUAAAUCAGGCGCUGGCACAUCUUUUGCCGGCGAUGAAUUUCAAUGUAAUUAGACGAAUCGGCGAUUGACGUAAAACAUGGUGACCUCUUGAAACGAAGAAUCAUAAUGCAUAUAAUGUAUUUUUAUACGCGAUACACGUCCAAGAGGUACUUGCCAACAUAUCUAGCCAACACUCAUUAUGUUUCGGAAUAACUAUGAAAUCAUAUGGAAUGUAUAAAUGUAUAAAAAAAAAAACACCUACGAAAGCCAGAUGGAAUCCUGCAGUCUCAAUUGCUCUUCUAAUCGGUUAUCUGUCAGUUAUCACGUGACUAUGCGAGCAUGCGUAAGAUGUAUAUGAUCAAAUCGGCAUUAUCAUUCUGCACAUGUCAUUCGGCAUCAACAGUGGAGAUCGAGGUUUAGAGGAAGUUUAGAAUGGAGGAUAAGCCACUUAAUCCCGGAUAAGAAUAGAGAAAACCGACUGUAAUGAUGAUGGAACGCGACGGCGGGCAAGCGCUGCCUCUGCACGCUAUGACUCUCUUACCUCUUUACUGUGUGUUUCUUCCUGCCAAGAACCGACUACGGCGCCGUGAGAGACUCCACGAGCCGCGGAGGGUCGCUUACUCCGGUGAGGAUUUCGGCGCGAUCAGUUGCAUUUGCUAGCCGGUAGUCAUCUAGCGCGGAGGUGCAUCACAGCCCGCUCAGGAAACGACUGCUUGGUUUGCACAUAAUUUGUCAAGUUUCUUCUUCAUCGUGAUUGACCGCAUCGACUUCUCAUCAUCCUCAUCAUCGUUAUUGUGAUCAACUAGAAGGCCCGCUGUUUUCAUCUAUUCUCCGUUUCCGCAGAGGUUGUACCCGCGCGAUAAUCGAUCCACCUGUUAGCCAUCAAUGAAAACAAGAAGGCGCGGGUGAGGGAUAUAUUCAAAGCCGUUAAGUGCGAGGCCGGCAUUCCAUCUCAUCAUUUUCCCGACGAAACGCCGGAGAAGCGUUUUCGAGAGACACUGCGGGUCAUACAACGCGAGAGCACGACUCUUUGCUCCGGAACGAGUGGUGUAUUUGCGUCCCUGAGUUGUUACGUACGACAGAGCCCGUCGUCGUAAGGACAAGAUGGAGGACACGGAAGAUAUAAGGACGUCAGUAGAGUUGUACAUUUACGAUCUUACAAAGGGAAUGGCUGCAAUGAUGUCGCCGAUACUCAUAGGUCGUCAGCUGGACGGAAUAUGGCACACGGCAAUAGUCGCGUACGGAAGGGAAUAUUUCUUCGGCAGCGGCGGCAUCCACAGCAUCCGACCUGGCGGUACGGAAUUAGGAGAACCACAGAGAAUCGAGAAGCUUGGCGAGACUUACCUGCCUUACACGGUCUUCCUCGAGUACAUAAACGGUCUGGGAACUUCCACCUUCGCACCGGGCACGUACAAUCUCUUCAAGCACAACUGCAAUUCCUUCACAGAGGAAGUAAGCAACUUCCUGGUGGGCAAGGGCAUUCCCAAGUAUAUCCUUGAUCUGCCGGAGGAAAUACUACAAACACCUAUCGGACAGGCCUUAGGCCCAUUGAUAGAAACAUUAAGUAACAGCGCAAGUGCUGGGUUCACGGUCGGCCAGAGAUUUGUUGAGCCGAGAAUUCAGAGGGAAACUUCACCAGAAUAUCAGCUUCUAAACACAGCUAUCGAAGAAGCGAGACUAAAUUCUAUUGCACUAGAGGAAAGGAGGAACGUUAUUAACGAGAAGCUAGCAAAGAAAGAUCGAAAGAAGAAAAAGAAGAAGAAGGAGAAGAAGGAAAAAAGCAGCAGGGAGACCACUGGCAGCGAUAGCAACAGUACCGGACCGAGCAAUUGCUGCGCGGAUAUGGCGGAGAACGAGAGUGCGAGUGCUGUCGGUGAGACGCAGCAGCAGGCGACCAAUGGCGAAAACGCAGAGAUGCUGCCGUCCGAGCGAGUGAGGCAAAUGGAGGAAGACGAGAAGCGUGAACAAGAAGAAAAGAAACGUCAUAGAGAUCCACCGAUAGUGUUCAAGGACUUGGUAAAUGUGCGGACGGAGUAUGAAGAAUUGCUGAGUGCUCUUGAGGGAAAAUUGAAUGACGAGGAGCGAACGUGCAUGGAUGAAUUGCGACAAUAUGUUCUGGAGAACGAAGGCUCAUGGGCUCUGGGUGAUAAUUUCUUAAAUUUUGUAGGUCGAGUACUCUAUGAUAAGUCACUGGACAGCAAUACGCGAGUAAAACUGUUGAAUGUACUGUCCGUUGCCGCAUUGAAGGACGAUGUAAUUCUGCUGUUGCAUCAAGACAGGCGAGAACAUAUCAUUAUGAAUUACGCCUUUGACAUCGAUCGGCAUCCGCAAGAGGAGCAACUUCCACUCGCACAGUUUUUGGCGAAUAUGUUCGAGAAUCUUAGCAGCUCGGAAUGGCUGCUUUACAUAUCCGAGUGGCAGCAUCAGAAUCAGAGCAUCAGCAACAUAAGGGUGACGACCAAAGUUGCGGUGCACUCGCUACUCUCGAACUCGGAUGAUCUGCAGAUCCGCGGCGCCGCCAUUAUCCACAACCUUGCCUGCAAGGAGAAAAUGAACAAAAGCAAAAAUCUGCGGCGACUUUUACCGAAAGGCAGCAUUUCUCAGGUGUUUGACGACGUUGCCGUGGAGUUGACAAUGGCAUUGCUGCAGUAUUUCAACGGCAGCCCCGCGGAAGAACAGCUGUUCGCGUGCAUGAAGUCGCUGGCACGUUUCACGCAGAUCAGCGGCCAGGAAGUGCCGCAACUCAUACAGAUGAUCGGACCCGAGCCAAAUAAAUUCAGAGGUACUUCUCAGAGAAUCGACGAGCAGAUCGAUCAAGUAAACAAGAAGCUGCGUUAAUCUGAUCGUCCGCGAGAAUGUCGUGUUCCAAACACGUGAUGAAAUUGGACACGCUUCCGCUACGUUAAAAUGGAUUUUUAGAAAUUCUAUCCAGAUACAUCUAUUGAUACUAUUAUCGAUAUUAAUUAUUGUCAUUUUAAUAAUAUUAUAAUAUAUUAUUAUUAUAUUAUUAGACGAAGCAGCGCAGCGCUGUAUCUUUUCAAUCUCCUUUUCACUUUUUUAUUUAACGAUGUAUUUUUUCGCUUUGUAAAGAAUUGAAGCUAGCGGCGCUUCGCUGUUGUGAUGCAAAACAGAUGGAAAUGAAAUACACAUGGUGCGAUAACUCGCCUGAUAUAUUCAGUGCAUGCGAGAGUAUCUCCCGUGCGAGAGUGUCUUCCGAUAUUUUUUUUUUAAUAAUAUAAUUAUAACGUUAAAUUUGACACAUCGAGAUCUUCAAAUUAUUGAGUAAUAUAGAAUAAUUGUGUGUUGUCAGUUAUACACAUCACACUCCACUUCCAAUUAUAUUCUCUAUUCUUUGCGUGACGAAAAGUGUCGCACGAAGACGCAAUAAAACUUAUAAUGAAAAUAA
Messenger RNA from Linepithema humile (Argentine ant), 3583 nucleotides. RefSeq lists its product as uncharacterized. Gene Ontology annotation, molecular function: peptidase activity. The record is from RefSeq and is a predicted model, not a curated record. Gene Ontology annotation, biological process: protein modification by small protein removal. NCBI's taxonomy places the organism in Eukaryota, Metazoa, Arthropoda, Insecta, Hymenoptera, Formicidae.